Messenger RNA from Mus caroli (Ryukyu mouse), 879 nucleotides. The record is from RefSeq and is a predicted model, not a curated record. NCBI's taxonomy places the organism in Eukaryota, Metazoa, Chordata, Mammalia, Rodentia, Muridae.
AAAUAAAACAUUAGUAGAAUGCUUGGUGACUUUAAAAGAAGAAGCUCCAUGCAUAACACUUAUCCCACUAGAGGGCCUUGUGGUACCUCAUAUUACAAUAGAGAACUUUACUGCAGCCAUUCCCAAUCAUCGCUGCUGGGCCCCCAUCCUUGACAAUGACACUGCCUCUGAUAAUGGCAGUAGGAUCCUGACCCAAGAUGACCUCCUGAGAAUCUCCAUCCCCCUCGAUUCCAACCUGAGACUGGAUAAAUGUCGUCGUUUUGCCCAACCACAGUGGCAUCUUCUUCAUUUGAAUGGCACUUUCUCCAAUGUGACAGAGCCAGACACUGAGUCCUGUGUGGAUGGUUGGGUGUAUGACAGGAGCAACUUCCUUUCUACCAUUGUGACUGAGUGGGACCUGGUGUGUGAAUCUCAGGCACUGAAUUCUGUUGCUAAAUUUUCAUUCAUGAUUGGCCUAUUUAUAGGGGCUAUCAUAUGUGGCCAUCUGUCAGACAGGUUUGGGAGGAAGUUAAUUUUAACAUGUGCUUUAUUACAAUUUGCCAUCACUGAAACCUGUGUAGCUUUUGCCCCCUCCUUCUUCAUCUACUGCUCACUUCGAUUCCUGGCAGGAAUGUCUGUGGAACCCAUAUCAGUAAAUAGUCACUUGCUCAUGUUAGAAUGGACAAGCCCUAAAUUCCUAGGCAUGGUGGCAGUACUUACAUCUUGUGCUGCUAGUAUUGGAUACAUGAUAUUGGCAGGCCUGGCUUUUCUAUUUAGAAUCUGGCAUCACCUCCAGCUAGCAAUGUCUGUGCCAAUGUUCUUCUUCCUUAUACUCACAAGGAGGACACGAAACACUGUCAGAUAAGACUGAGGGGACUGAAUUCUACCUAAACUUGAGGU